Molecule: messenger RNA, 2812 nt
Organism: Phlebotomus argentipes
Lineage: Eukaryota; Metazoa; Arthropoda; Insecta; Diptera; Psychodidae
Gene: singed
Product: protein singed
Exons: 6
Coding region: 502-2043 (513 amino acids)
Biological process (GO): establishment or maintenance of cell polarity; cell migration; actin filament bundle assembly
Cellular component (GO): cytoplasm; actin cytoskeleton
Molecular function (GO): protein-macromolecule adaptor activity; actin filament binding
Source: RefSeq, a predicted model, not a curated record
UCACGGAUUGUCCAUCGCAUCGUGCAGACGGAGUUCUCGGUGUUCCGCAGCAAUUGUGAAAAAGAGAUCUCACAGGAGAGGCAAGACGGGCACGCAGACAAGCUCUUUCACGGUAUUUUUAAACCAUCCUCUUUCUCCACCCGUCCGCCCAGAGGGCAUCUCACACUCCGGCGACUCUUGGCGACGCUCUCAAGUGGCCCCAGACAAAGCGCGCGUGUGGAAAUUUGACCAUUUUCGCAAUACAAAUUACCAUUAACCGGACAUUUUGCAAUUACAAUUCGCGAGUGAGAAUUCUGAGUGCGUGUGUGAGCGAAGAAAUUGAGAGAAUCGUGCCACACACAGGAUUAUUCCACGAACCGCCGCCGCCGCCGCCGCCGCCGCCCCCCGCAACAAGAGUCCGCCGAGAGGGAUUACCAAAGGAAGUGAGGAAUAUAGAGAGGAGGUUUUCCAGAUUGAGCCAGCUGAGGAGGAUUCCCGUGGGCGCACACACACUUGCUGAAGAUGAAUGGGCAGAGCAUCGAGCUGAAUGGAUCGUCAAAUGGGGAUCUCUUGGCGCAGAAUCAACAGAAGGGCUGGUGGACGAUCGGGCUGAUAAAUGGGCUGCACAAGUACAUGACAGCAGAGACAUUCGGAUACAAACUCAAUGCCAACGGCGUGAGCCUGAAGAAGAAGCAACUGUGGACACUGGAGCCGUCCAGCACUGGUGAAAGCAUCAUCUACUUGAGAUCUCACCUGGGCAAGUACUUGUCCGUUGACUCCUUCGGGAAUGUGCUGUGCGAGUCAGAGGAGCGCGACGCCGGCAGCCGCUUCCAGAUCAGCAUCGCCGAAGAUGGUUCCGGUCGAUGGGCACUGAAGAAUGAGUCGCGCGGAUACUUCCUGGGCGGCACACCCGAUAAAUUGGUCUGCACGGCGAAGACAGUGAGCAAAGGGGAAUUUUGGGCUGUGCAUCUGGCUGCCAGGCCUCAGGUUAAUUUGCGGUCUGUUGGUCGGAAACGGUUUGCUCACUUGUCGGAAACUCAAGAUGAGAUUCAUGUCGACGCCAACAUUCCGUGGGGCGAAGACACGCUCUUCACGCUGGAGUUUCGAGCAGACGAAGGAGGACGUUACGCACUGCAUACUUGCAAUAACAAGUAUCUGAAUUCUAAUGGAAAGCUCGAGACGCAAUGCACCGAGGAUUGUCUAUUCAGUGCUGAAUACCACAGCGGUCAUCUGGCGCUCAGAGAUCGCCACGGACUGUACUUGUCGCCGAUCGGAUCGAAGGCUGUGCUGAAAUCCCGCUCCCAGACAGUUACCAGGGAUGAGUUGUUCUCGCUGGAGGACUCCCUGCCGCAGGCCUCCUUCAUCGCCGCCCUCAACUCCAAGUACGUCUCCGUGAAGCAGGGCGUGGACGUGACGGCCAACCAGGACGAGAUCGGCGAGAACGAGACGUUCCAGCUGGAGUUCGACUGGUCUGCCCAUCGCUGGGCUCUGCGCACCACCCAGGAUCGCUACUGGUGUCUGUCCAACGGCGGCGGCAUCCAGGCCACGGGCAGCCGCCGCUGCGCCGACGCCCUAUUCGAGCUGGUGUGGCACGGCGACGGAUCCGUGAGCUUCCGCUCCAACAACGGCCGCUUCCUGGCCACCAAGCGCUCCGGCCACCUGUUCGCCACGUCGGAGAGCAUCGAGGACAUCGCCAAGUUCUACUUCUACCUAAUCAACCGGCCCAUCCUGGUGCUGAAGUGCGAGCAGGGCUUCGUGGGCUACCGGGCGCAGCACAGCAACAAGCUGGAGUGCAACAAGGCCACGUACGAGACGAUCCUGGUGGAGCGGGCGGAGAAGGGCAUCGUGCACUUCAAGGGGCACAACGGCAAGUACUGGAGAAUAGACGGGGACGGAAUCACAGUGGACGCGGACUCGCCAUCCGAUGGCUUCUACUUGGAACUCAGAGAACCAACUAGGAUUUGCAUUCGAUCCACAGAUGGAAGGUACUUGGGCGCCACGAAAAAUGGCACCUUCAGAAUAGUCGAGGGCGGAUCAGAUUCAGCCACGCAGUGGGAAUACUAAACAUAAUCUAUCCACUACCUAAAGAAACAUAUUUUAAAUGUAUUGUGCUUAAUUAAUUAAUGCUAUUUAUAUUAUUACACCGUAUAUCAUAUGAUUAUCAUCUUUUAAUUUUUCGUGUGCGUGGCUUUCAAUUCCUCCUCCUUUGAGAAAAAAAAUAAUAUCACAAUUGGAAGCGCGUUUAAGAAAGAGAGAGCCACUAAACUUGCAAUAAUAAUGUUUUCUUAAAGAUUUAACGCAAUGUUUAUUUAAAUGAUGACAUUUUUUGAUCAUGAGACACUUCUGCGGAAGAAUUAAUUGUAAUAUUUUUAUAUUAUACAAUAUUUAUCUUUCACAUAGGCAAAGUUGAAAGCUGAAAGAAGUCAUUCUUGAUAUUUAUAUUUAUAUAUAAAUAAAGUAACGCAUAAUAUUAGUCACUCCAGCAAGAUGAAGACGAUCAAACUGAAUAAGAAGAAUGGAAUAAUAAAAAGACACCCAGAGAACUGCCAAAACUGUCCAAUAUUUGUUUGUUUUUUAAAUGUAUAAACACAAAAAGUGUGUGUUUUUUUUUAAACGGGGACACAAGAAAAGUAGUGCGCGAGAAAAAAAACACCCUCGAAAAUAGACACCGAGAUUUUCUACCGAAAGCAAAAGAUUUGACACAAUUUACCGCAUUUUUGCAUCGCAUUUUUGUAACAAGAGAGACAGAUUUUUUCUAGAAUAACUUAUUAUUGCUAAUAAUUGAUAGCGAUAUCGUAAUUUACACAAUUAUAAUAAAGAUGACGAAAAAUAA